Messenger RNA from Triticum dicoccoides, 1054 nucleotides. RefSeq lists its product as uncharacterized. Lineage: Eukaryota; Viridiplantae; Streptophyta; Magnoliopsida; Poales; Poaceae. The transcript is spliced from 3 exons. The coding region runs from base 180 to 974 and encodes 264 amino acids. The record is from RefSeq and is a predicted model, not a curated record.
CCCCUUCCUGCUCCCCUUCUCCACCCUUGGAUGAAGAUCCAAGGGAUCUCCUCGCGCCAGCCAGGGCCUUCCCGCAGCUUUCCUCGCACUGGACCGGGAGGAGCCCGGUCUCCCGAGCGCCUCCUCGCCGCAUCGCGCCGGCCGACCGCCGACGACCCGAGACCAGGCGCCACAAGCAGAUGAGCCCCUACCUUCUCUCAGGAACCACACGCCAUGGCUGGAGCUCCACGCCCCGCCUUCCUCGCCUCGCUGCCGCAGCAACAACAGCAGUUCGCCAAGCCCCGGCACCGCUCCUCCUCUGCCCACCACCUUUGGCAGUCGCCGCCGCCGACCAGCAGAUGCGCUGCCGCCGUCCGUUCGUCUACAGCGACCUCCGGCCUCGCCCGCGCCGGCUCCGCCGCAAGCCGCCCUGCUCUCUGUGCUCGCCGUCGCUGCCAUCCCGUGCGCCCGCCUCUGUUCGCCUGCAGCGAGCGACAGAGACAUCCCCGUGCCCGUUGACCGCAUCGGCCAGCUGCGUGGGCCGCGCCAGACCCAACUGCCUCCCCUCCAGCUCCUGGGCCGAGCCCAUGGCAGGCAUUCAGCCACCGGGCGACAAUGGCGGCGGCAGCGACCUCCGGGCUCCUACUCCGGAAGGAGCUUCAUCGGAGAAUGCAAGAAGACCGGGGAGUGGGAGCGCUCGCUGCUCUGCUCUGGGCUGGGCUUUGGGGUCGCUUCCUUUGCGCCACCAGGAUGGAGGCGACCGGAGGGAGGGAGCAACGACGACGAUGCAACACCUCCUCUGCGCCUAUAAAUACAACAGAAGCCAUUAUCUAUCGAUCAAUCAAACCGCUUCGGCUAUCAAUCGUCUCAAUCGUUCCUCCCUCCCGCUAACAACAGAAGAGAAGAGAACAGGCUCCCUUCUUCCUCCCCACCCGUCUUCCCUGCCCGGUUCCGGCUGCCCCCCACCCCACCUCCAACGCCAUGGCCGCUGUUAGACUGUAUAUACGUAGCCUCUGUAUAUCUGUAUUGUAACAUUGUAUUGUAUCUUUUGGAUACCUCUAUAUAAUGAGAUAGC